Molecule: messenger RNA, 2549 nt
Organism: Pogona vitticeps (central bearded dragon)
Lineage: Eukaryota; Metazoa; Chordata; Lepidosauria; Squamata; Agamidae
Gene: RNF13
Product: ring finger protein 13
Source: RefSeq, a predicted model, not a curated record
CUCUCUCCCGCCCGCUCCCCAGCGGCCUCCCUCACCCCAGGGCCAGCCUCCGCAGCUCUAGGCGGCAGGGCCUCCCCUCUAGCCCCACCCCUGCCCAAGCAGCCGUCACGUGCAACCAGCCGUGCGCAAAGCGCCUCCACUCGCGAGUGACGGGCGGGAGCGCCCAAUCCACGCCGCGGGCGUCGUCCGCUCUGCCUAUGCGCCGGCUCGCUCGCCCACCGAGGGGGUGGGAUUUCCGCAGCUCCUGUGCCAGCCUGCGCGUUGACGGGCCGAUAGAGAGCGUUAUUAUGGAUUCCGCUUGACCUGCUCUGGGGUCUUUUCGGCGGUUGAUCGAGCCCGCCAGGAAUUUAAUUAAAAUGCUGCUGUCAAUAGGAAUGUUAAUGUUGUCUGCCACUCAGAUUUACACCAUCCUCACAGUUCAGCUCUUUGUUUUUUUAAACCUAUUGCCUGUGGAGGCAGACAUCUUAGCAUUUAAUUUUGAAAAUGCAACACAGACGUUUGAUGACCUGCCAGCAAGGUUUGGCUACAGACUACCAACAGAAGGGUUGAAGGGUUUUCUAAUAAAUUCAAAACCUGAAAAUGCAUGUGAGCCCAUAAAUCCCCCACCUCUGAAGGACAACACUUCUCAUGAAUUCAUUGUGUUAAUUAGGAGACUUGAUUGCAACUUUGAUAUAAAGGUUUUAAAUGCACAAAGAGCUGGCUAUAAAGCAGCCAUAGUUCACAAUGUUGAUUCCGAUGACCUCAUUAGCAUGGGAUCUCAAGACAUUGAUAUUUUGAAAAAGAUUGACAUUCCUUCUGUCUUUAUUGGAGAAUCAUCUGCUAAGUCUCUAAAAGAAGAAUUUACUUAUGAGAAAGGAGGUCAUAUUGUGUUAAUCCCAGAGUUCAGCCUGCCUUUGGAGUACUAUCUAAUCCCUUUCCUAAUUAUUGUGGGGAUCUGUCUCAUCCUUAUAGUCAUUUUUAUGAUCACAAAAUUUGUCCAGGACAGACACAGAGCAAGAAGAAAUCGGCUUCAAAAAGAUCAGCUGAAGAAGCUUCCUGUGCAUAAAUUCAAAAAAGGGGACGAGUAUGAUGUUUGUGCAAUUUGUCUGGAUGAAUAUGAAGAUGGAGACAAGCUCAGAAUCCUUCCUUGUUCGCAUGCAUACCACUGCAAAUGUGUGGAUCCCUGGCUUACUAAAACCAAGAAGACAUGUCCUGUCUGUAAACAAAAAGUGGUUCCUUCCCAGGGGGAUUCAGAUUCUGAAACAGACAGUAGUCAGGAAGAGAACGAAGUCUCUGAAAACACUCCUCUGCUUAGGCCACUUGCUUCUGUUAGCACCCAGUCGUUUGGGGCACUGUCAGAGUCUUAUUCUCAUCCCAACAUGACAGAGUCUUCAGACUAUGAGGAAGAUGACGAUGAUGACAACGAUGAUAUUGACAGCAGCGAUGCAGAAAAUGGAAUGACUGAAGAGAGUGUAGUGGUCCAACUACAGCCCAGUGAUGAACAUGAUUACAGAGUGGCAAAUACCGUUUGAACUUCAGAACAAGUCAUCUUACGUGAACUCCUCUGAGCAGAAAGCUCUGCUCUUAUGUACACGUACAUAGGGGAAGCGCAUUGUGACUUUCUCAUGGGUUCAGCUGAAGCAGCUGUUCAUAUAGUGUUCUACAUAGUUUAAUCUCACUGCAGGUUUCUUUUGUUGUUGUUGCUCAUUCUUUGUCUUUUGAAGACAAGCAUUUUAACUGGAUUCCACAGUGAUAAUAAGUAAUGAGAGGCACCUUCAUAACUUAAAUGACACACUCAGAGAUGUUCCUUGAGUAUCUUAUGAACAUAGUCUUGCCAUAGUCCUGCUUACACUGUAAGGAGCAAUUCUGUUAACACAAUUAUUUAUUACAUGUAUGGUAAGUACUACCUUACAAAUCCAACCAAAAAGUAUACAUCUUUGAGGGAUUUUCCUAGACAACACUGAACGAAUAAGGUAGGCCUGGUCUAUUUAGUAUUCCUCUAUCAAGAGCAUCUCCGACAAAUGAGGGGAAAGAGGGCAUUAAUCUCUGCAGAGAAGCAAUUGGGUUGCCUUCUGCAUUAUCCUUUUGCCCUUGUGAGAAUAGGUGAAAGAAGUUGCAACAUCACUUAAGCUUAAACAACUCCUAAGAAAAAUAAUCAGGGUAACAGAAGUAUUCAUUGGAACACUGUGCAAUAUCAGUUCACCUCAUUUGGAUGGGGACCAAUGCAGAAAUGCAUCAUUAAGCCACACCAUUUAUAGAAACACUGAAUUCUGUGCACGCUGUUAAUUCACCGGGAAGAUAUACCUCUUAAUACAGAGCAUUGGAAGAUGCAUUACUCUGCUAAACUAUGCAUACAGAAAAUCAAACAAAGUAUUGGGUUUGAAAAUGAAUGCAUAUAAAUAUCAAACAGGAUUCUACUUACUGUAUAUCAUGAAAAAGCUGAAUUAUAUACAAUUGUAACUAAAUAGAAAGUAGCCACACUUCUGUAUAAUCAAACUGCAGAGAUGUUUUUCUAUGGCCUUGUACAGGAAGGUUUGAAAGGAUGUUAAUAAACAUGUUUUCCACUUUAA